Molecule: messenger RNA, 3993 nt
Organism: Colossoma macropomum (tambaqui)
Lineage: Eukaryota; Metazoa; Chordata; Actinopteri; Characiformes; Serrasalmidae
Gene: sh3bp5lb
Product: SH3-binding domain protein 5-like, b
Exons: 7
Coding region: 172-1569 (465 amino acids)
Biological process (GO): negative regulation of protein tyrosine kinase activity; intracellular signal transduction
Cellular component (GO): cytoplasm
Molecular function (GO): protein kinase inhibitor activity
Source: RefSeq, a predicted model, not a curated record
ACAUUUUAUGUGUGAAUGAAUGAAUGUAACAUUUUCCAAGCCCGAAAAAGUGAAGUGCAGACUUGAGGAUGAGGGGGGGAAAAAUCCUAGCCACACUCCAAAACAAGCCGGAGAGGGGAAGGGAAGGCAGGGGAUGAGAGGGACCCUAACACACAGAAAGCAAGGCCACGUAUGGAACCGGGGAGGCAGCGUGAGAAUCCCCCCGGUUCUGGAGCCCCCGAGGCCGCGGGCUGGAGGGAGCACAGUGCGCCCGCAGAGGCUCAGGAGGCGGGCGGGGCGCUGAAGGAGCGCCGCGGAGACCGGCGCACCGGGCAGCCGGAGACUGGAGCUAACGAAACCGGGAGCAUGGACAAGGAUGGGGCUGAAGACGACGAGGAGGACGAGCAGUACGAAGAAGAAGAGCUAGAUCCCAGAAUCCAGGAGGAGCUAGAACAUCUGAACCAGGCCAGUGAUGAGAUAAACAGACUGGAGCUGCAGCUGGAUGAGGCGAGGUCCAGCUACCGGAGAAUCCUCACAGACUCGGCACGCAAACUCAACGCUCAGGGCUCACAGCUGGGUGCCUGCAUAGAGAAAGCCAGACCAUACUACGAAGCCCGUAGACUGGCUAAAGAGGCCCAGCAGGAGACUCAGAAAGCUGCCCUGCGCUACGAGAGGGCCGUCUCCAUGCACACGGCUGCCAGGGAAAUGGUGUAUGUGGCUGAGCAGGGCCUUCUGGCCGACAGGAACACACUGGACCCCACCUGGCAGGAGAUGCUCAACCACGCAACAUCCAAGGUGAACGAGGCGGAGGAGGAGCGUCUGAGGAGCGAGAGAGAGCACCAGCGGGUCACUCAGCUGUGCCAGGAGGCUGAAGCUCGAGUGCAGACCCUGCAGAAAGCCCUCAAGAGGGUCAUCCUGAAGUCCAAACCAUACUUUGAGCUCAAGGCCCAGUUCAACCACAUCCUGGAGGAGCACAAGUCCAAAGUGGUCCAGCUGGAGGAGCGCGUGGCGAAGGUGAAGACCCGUUACUCCGUCGCCCUGCGCAACCUGGAGCAGAUCAGCGAGCAGAUCCACGCUCAGAGGGGCCGCAUCCGAGCAGCCAGGAAGCGCAACAGGGCUCGCGGGGGGCGGAGCUCUCCUGUAGGGGCGGAGUCAGAGGGUGUCAUUCAGGCCGGGGCUUAUGGGGGGCUGGGUGCGAGUCUGAUGGAUAAUGACUGGGCGGAUCAGGAGAAAACGAGGCAGUGGGUGGAGAAGCACAGGGAACAGGGGUGGGGUCAGAGGGAAAGGGCCGAGAGGGCGGGGUCAGACUCCAUGUCAGUCAUCAGCCUGCAGACCAUUGCCUCGGACCUGGAGAAAUGUGACUCGGUGGAGCAUUUGGGCGACCUGAGCGACGUUGGGAGUCUAAUCGGGGAAGAGAGAGACACAGAGAGCGAGAGAGCUGUCAGGGCUGAGGAGAAAGAGGUGGAGAGAGAGGGGCCGAAUGCGGCCGUGCAGGAAAAGGAAGCAGAAAGGGGAGCGACCGGGACUGACCGGCAGCAGAGGGACAGGGAAAGUUUCGUUAAGCAGCACCACAGAAGUGUUAGCUUGUGAGAAUCGGCCUGAGAACGCACCUUAAAACAGGGGUGUCAAUCUCAGAUCCUGGAGCUUCCUGCAGAGUUGAGUGUUUUCCCUCUUCUAACGUACAGAAUCCAACUCAUAAAGGCCCUGGAUUGAAAAACAGGCUUAUUAUUAAUUAAUUAUUAACUUGAAGACUCGUAAAUCAUUAAAUACUACUAAUGAUUUGGUAACUUCAGUGAAAGUAAUCUGAAAGGUAUGUAGUUUAAAGAAUAUUUUGGCAAAAUAUUUGAAAUUUGAAUAAUUUUCCACUUACCCCAGAUGUAGUCGAUCAGCCAGUACAUGUUUGGUGUCCAAAUUUUGCUCCUUCAGCUUAGAACUGAAGCUACAAGGCUAAUGUUGCUAACAAACAACAGGUCUAGACAACAGUUUUAUUCAUUUUAAUAGUUCACGGUAAGUCAUACAGGCCCAGAUGUAUAUACAACCACAGGAGCAGUGCAAAAUGUGCCAUAAUAUGCGACCCCUAUAUGUGUCCACAAUGUGUCUGCGUUAAAACAUUUAGUUGAAAGACUGCAGCUCACCAUGCAAACUGCACAUUGCCCCGUCCACUAACUGCUCAGUCAGGAUGUGCUAGGUUUAAAAGGCGCAGUGACAUAGUGAAACGACUGUGUGUGCAUGUUGUGGCCGCAUCACGCCAUAGUUUCCUCUGCAUCUUCUCACAUAAGUAAGAGGUGUGACAUGGCAAAAAAAUCAAAUAUCAGUACUUGAAGACAUUUUCACAAAACAGGAUAUGCGUCAUAAUAUUUAGUUUUUCUGAGGUUUAAUACGUUGGAACAGACAAAAUGUACCAGUACUGUCACUUUUUAAAAAAAUGCUGUAAAAAACUGUUAAUGCAAUGAUAUUUAUUAAGUGUUUUACACGGCACUGCACUAAAUCCAGUUAAAAAGGACUGAUUAUGCUGUCUUUUUAAUGACAUGCAUUUAAUCAGUGUUCUUUUAGUCCACAAAAUCACAAAAGCAAAGUGUGAUGUGAUUUAUUAUGGUAACGAUAAAAUAUGGUCAUAAAAUUCGACAUAAAACCCGCUGCCUUGAGUUGCUCAGGGCAAAUUGAGCGAAUAUGUAAUCGGCUGCACUUGUAAUAUUUCCACCUAUUUCUUGCGUGAUCCUCCCACAUUUUGCACAGUGAUCUUUCAAAUGCAUGCGGAAGAGGUGCAUUUUUCCAUGCACACAGCCCAUAAAAUGCAUGUUUAGGCUCAGGCGAAAUGCAUCAGAGUUUCAUCUGAAACUGCUGCAAACAGCUCAGUACAUUAUGACUGCUUAGUCCUAAUGUAGUGAGCUGUUAGCUUUAGACACUUAAACCACAACGACAAGUCUGCACAACCUAAAUGAAGACCUGGAUGUGGUUUGACUGGGUUGAGAGAGGUUUUGGGGAUGUAUUUGGGUGACUGUUGAGAUCUAGUGUUUGGUAGCCAUUGCAGCCUUGCAGCUCCAGCUCUAAACUAAAGAUGCGGUUAUUUUGUUGGCUGAUGGGCAACAUCUGGGAUAAGUGGAAAACUGAAAUUUUGGUUUUUCACUGAACUAUUCCUUCAAAAAGGUGAGGAAUUGAAUUGUGGGACAUGUGUAAUCCCUUAUAGUUAGGUAAAUAAAAUGUAAUCUUACACACACACACACACACACACACACACAUAUAUUACACACCUUAAAUGACUUACAGUACUCUGCAGUGUGGUCCUUCAGGACUGGGGUCUGACGCUCCUGCCUUAUAACCUCAGAACCUAGAGAGUCAAGGUCUUACCUGCAGCCUUUCACUCCAGUCUCUCUGGUUGUGCAGCACGACAUGGACAAAGUGCCAUAUUGUGAUCACAUUGCUGCAUAUUGCGGUUGCAGUAUGCCCUGCAGUAUAUUAAAAACACAUGGGUGAACCUUGCUGAGGUGUAGUUAAUAAUUAGCCUGCAUUAUUAUUACAUGUAUUAUUACAUUUACAUUUGUUGGAUCACUUUAAUGCCAUGAGUCACAAAAACACCCACAGAAGCUCAUCUAAGAGGCUGUGAUUGAUCGGGAUGUUCACAGCAUCCUUUCUGUUUACUUACAGAACUCAUUUUUAUUAUUGCAGUCUGAUCAGUUUUGGAAAGGUCAGUAUUAUUAGAACGUUUAGCAGAUGGUAGAUGUUGUGCUGUCCUGCUCUCCGGUCAGUGUUUAAGGCAUGGUUGUUCUUUGGAGCGACUGUGUUUUUAUCCUGCAGUCGGUGACAGAAAUGUAAUAAGCGAAUCUCAGCGUGAGUGAGGAGGAGAGCGUGAGUGAGGAGGACAGCGUGAGUGAGGAGGAGAGCGUGAGAAGCUGUACAGGAAGGAGCUCAGUCUCUGGCUGCUGUGGCCGAGAGAUAGAAGUUCAUUUUUACGCUACAAUGGAGGGAAGAAAACUGCUAAUAAUACUAAUACAACUGCUACUAAUAAUAAUAAUA